Molecule: messenger RNA, 713 nt
Organism: Ctenocephalides felis (cat flea)
Lineage: Eukaryota; Metazoa; Arthropoda; Insecta; Siphonaptera; Pulicidae
Product: piezo-type mechanosensitive ion channel component-like
Exons: 4
Coding region: 36-713 (225 amino acids)
Source: RefSeq, a predicted model, not a curated record
UGUUGAUUCCUUGGUUAUUCGAAUUAAGGACUAUAAUGGAUUGGAUUUGGACGGACACAUCAAUGUCUAUGUUCGAUUGGUUAAAAAUGGAAGACAUUUUCUCAACAAUAUUUCAACUAAAAUGUGCAAGAAACUUCGAAGAGCAAUUUCCAGUGGCUCGUGGCAUGAAGAAAAAAUGGGCGGUAAAAUUGUUAAUGGGAGGUGGUGCUGUUUUACUAAUAGUUAUGAUCAUGUGGUUCCCUUUGGUGUUCUUUGCAAUUGGCAAUACAGUUGGAAGCCCUAAUAUCCCUUAUGAAGUAACUGCUGAACUCAGAAUUGGUAGUAUGGAGCCUGUUUUUAAGGGAGUGGCGACUAGGGAAGAUAUCACUCAGUUUAAUGAGAGACAGUGGCAACAAUUGAGCAAUGCUUAUAGAAGAGACAGGACAGCUCAAACAUUUUUAUCAAACUAUGAAUACAGGGAUGCAUCAGCUGUUACUUUCCGAUCAAAUUCGCUUACAACUUGGAGAGUUGCACCUCCUGAUGUUAAGCAUUUAGUACAUGAAAUCAACAGCAAUCGUACAGUACGUGUAACUCUACGUUACUCCAUACGCCACAGCGUUAACAGUCCUAAUCAUCCCUUGAUAAUCGAGGUUGAAAAAUUUGUCUUGCUUAUGGACCCUGUGCAAAGGCAAAACUUGGCUGCUCUUUUAUCAGGAAAUGGAACAAAACUGUGA